Messenger RNA from Anthonomus grandis grandis, 866 nucleotides. RefSeq names its product zinc finger CCHC-type and RNA-binding motif-containing protein 1-like. Lineage: Eukaryota; Metazoa; Arthropoda; Insecta; Coleoptera; Curculionidae. Gene Ontology annotation, molecular function: RNA binding; zinc ion binding. The record is from RefSeq and is a predicted model, not a curated record. Gene Ontology annotation, biological process: mRNA splicing, via spliceosome. The transcript has 6 exons. Gene Ontology annotation, cellular component: U12-type spliceosomal complex. The coding region runs from base 110 to 769 and encodes 219 amino acids.
GGUUAUCAUGUUGUUGAGUUGUUUAUGUUUAUGUUUGGAAAUUUGUAAACACUGCUGUUCAUUUCUUUAAUUUUAUAAAUACAUGGAUAUUUCUUAUUAAUUUGAUAAAAUGAGUCAUGGUUUAGUGCCCAGCAAAAGUACAGUUUACAUUUCUAAUUUACCUUUUGAUUUAAAAAAUAAUGAUUUGCAUAAAGUUUUUGAAAAACAUGGGAAGAUUGUUAAGGUCACAGUAGUGAAGGAUCGCCAUAGCAGAAAAAGCAAGGGCGUUGCAUUUAUUUUGUUUUUAAAACCGGAGGAUGCAUCCAUUUGUGUAGCAGAAACGAAUCUAAAAGAGAUGUUUGGUAGGACCCUAAAAGCAAGCAUAGCAAAAGAUAAUGGGCGAUAUGCAGAAUUUAUAAGACGAAAGGAAUAUCCAGAUAAAACUAGAUGUUAUGAGUGUGGCGAUUACGGCCAUCUAAGCUACAAAUGUUCGCGUAAUCUAUUAGGUGAAAGAGAUCCUCCUCCUAAAAAAGUGAGAAAGAGAAACAAAAAAGUCCAUGAACUAACUGAAGAAGAGAAACAGUAUUUUGCUAGUUCCGAUGAGGAAGAUGGAAAGCUUCCGCCUGACGAAGAAAGUUUGAGUGCAGCAAUUAAAAUAGAGCAAGAAAAACAUGAACUUGAAGAGUACCGAUUAAAAGUUGCCACUGGUUCUUAUGAGACAAGUGAUGAAUUACCCAAGAAAAGAAUCAAGAAAAGCACAUACUUUAGCGAUGAAGAGGAGAGUGAUUAAAUUAGUUAAAACAACUUAAAUUAACUUUAUUGACAUUCUCAAAUUUGUAUAAAAAUAUAAUUUUAAUAUAUCUACAUUAUGUACAUAUCACAAAUUA